Acanthosepion pharaonis is the source of this 2862-nucleotide messenger RNA. The record is from the annotation of a GenBank genome assembly. NCBI's taxonomy places the organism in Eukaryota, Metazoa, Mollusca, Cephalopoda, Sepiida, Sepiidae.
AUGCCUUUGCUCUCUUCUCUCUCUCUUCCUUUCUCUCCCUCUCUCUCUUUGCCUUUUCUUAUUCUUUUCCUUAAGAAUACAAAAUGUCCAGUUUUCACAACUCUCUCUCUCUCUCUUCCUUUUCUCUCCUCUCUCUCUUUGCUGAGAAAUUAUCCAAAAUCACCAUUAGGUCAAAUUUGUAUUUUCUUUAUCUUCUCUCCUUUUCUCCCCUCUCUCUUUGAAAUCAAAAAAAUGUUAUUUCAUGCCUUUGCUUUUCUCUCUCUAUCUUCUUAUUCCUUUCUCUCCCUACUUACCAUUAUUUCAUGCCUUUAUUUUUUCUCUCUCUCUCUCUUUCCUUUCUCUCCCUCUCUCUUAUUCUUAUCUUUAUUCUUUUCCAAUAACCAAGACUGUCCAUUAUUUCAUGCCUUUUUCUCCUCUCUCUCUUUCCCUUUCUCCUCCUCUCUCUCUUUGCCUGUAGACAUCUUAUUCUUUGACUUAUUGAGAAUAUUUCAAGACUGUCCAUUAUUUCAGAAGUUUGAUCUCUCUCUCUUGUUUCUCUCCCCUCUCUCUUUGAGAGAUCUUCUUAUUCUUUCCCCCUUAUACCUUCCAAAUACAACUAAGACUGUCCAUUAUUUCAUGCCUUUACUUUUCUCUCUCUCUCUUCCUUUCUCUCUCUUUCUCUUUGACUAUCUGUCCAUUAUUUCAUUUUUGGAUCUCUCUCUCUCUCUCUUCUUUUCUCCCUCUCUCUGGUCUUUUGUACUUAUUUCUUAUUCUUUCCCUAUACCUUCAAUACAACUAAGACUGUCCAUUAUUUCAUGCCUUUGCUUUUCUCUCUCUCUCUCUCUCUUUCUUCCCUCUCUCUUUAUUCUUAUAUUUUUCCCCUUAAAAACUACUGUCCAUUAUUUCAUGCCUUUGCUUUCUCUCUCUCUCUCUCUCUCCCUUUCUCUCCCUCUUAUUCUUUACCUGUAUUCUUCUUUCCUCAACACAACUAAGACUGUCCAUUAUUUCAUGCCUUUGCUUUUCUCCUCUCUCUCUCUCUCUCUUCCUUUCUCUCCCUCUCUCUCUUUGCCUGUAUCUUCUUAUUCUUUCCUUUAUACCUUCCUUCAACUAAGACUGUCCAUCCAUUUUUUCAUGCCUUUGCUUUCUCUCUCUCUCUCUCUUCUCUCUCCUUUCUCUCUCUCUCUCUUUUGCCUGUAUCUUCUUAUUCUUUCCUUAUACCUUCAAACAACUAAGACUGUCCAUUAUUUCAUGCCUUUGCUUUUCUCUCUCUCUCUCUCCUCUCUUCUUCUUUCCCUUAUCUCUCAACCAAGACUGUCCUACUGUCCAUUAUUUCAUGCCUUUGCUUUCUCUCUCUCUCUCUCUCUCUCUUCUUUCUCUCCUCUCUCUUUUUUCGCCUACUGUCCAUUAUUUCAUGCCCCCUUUUGCUUUUCUCUCUUCCUUUCUCCCUCUCUCUCUUUGCCUGUAUCUUUAUUCUUCCUUAUACCUUCCAAUACAACUAAGACUGUCCAUUAUUUCCCAUGCCUUUGCUUUUUCUCUCUCUCUCUCUCUCUUCCUUUCUCCCUCUCUCUCUUUCCCUGUAUCUUCUUAUUCUUUUCCCUUUCUCUCCAAUCUGUCCUAUUUCUCUUCCUUUCUCUCCCUCUCUCUUCCUUUUCCCCCUCUUCUUUGCCUUUCCCUAUUCUUUCCCUAUACACUUCCAAUACAACUAAGACUGUCCAUUAUUUCAUGCCUUUGCUUUUCUCUCUCUCUCUCUCUUCCUUUCUCUCCCUCUCUCUCUUUGCCUGUAUCUUCUUAUUCUUUCCCUUAUACCUUCCAAUACAACUAAGACUGUCCAUUAUUUCAUUCUCUCUUUGCUUUUCUCUCUCUCUCUCUUGCCUGUGUAUCUUCUUAAAGAUCUGUCCAUUGUUCAUGCCUUUGCUCUCUCUCUUCCUUUCUCUCCCCUCUCUCUCUCUUGUAUCUUAUUUUCCCUUAUACCUUCCAAUACUAAGACUUUUCAAUGCCCACUGCUUUCUCUCUCUCUCUCCCUCUCUUUCAUGCUCUUUGCCUGUAUCUUCUUUUCUUGGGACUGUCCAUUAUUUCAUGCCUUUGCUUCUUUCUCUCUCUGUCUCUCCUUUCUCUCUCUCUUUUGCCUGUAUCUUUAUUAUUUUCCCCUUACCUUCCAAUACAACUAAGACUGUCCAUUAUUUCAUGCCUUUGGUUUUCUCUCUCUCUCUCUCUCUCUUCCUUUCUCUCCCUCUCUCUUGCCUCUCUCUUCCUUUCUCCCUCUCUCUCUCUUUGCCUGUAUUUUUAAUUUUUUUUCAAUACACAACUAAAGACUGUCCAUUAUUUCAUGCCUUUGCUUUUCUCUCUCUCUCUCUCUCUCCUUUUCUCUCCCCUCUCUCUUGCCUGUAUCUUCUUAUUCUUUCCUUAUACCUUCCAAUACAACUAAGACUGUCCAAUUUCAUGCCUUUGCUGUCCAUUAUUUCAUGCCUUUUGCCUUAUCUCUCUCUCUCUCUAAGACUUCUUUCUCUCCCUCCUCUCUCUCUUGCCUGUAUCUUCUUAUUCUUUCCUUAUACACCUUCCAAUACAACUAAGACUGUCCAUUAUUUCAUGCCUUUGCUUUCUCUCUCUCUCUCUCUCUCUUCUUUCUCUCUCUCUCUCCUGCUCUUCUUAUUCUUUCCCUAUACCUUCCAAUACAACCAAGACUGUCUUUUCUUAUUCUUUUCUUCCUUUCUCUCUCUUUUCCUUUCUCUCCUCUAUUCUUUCAUUCCAAUUCAUAAGACUGUCCAUUAUUUUGCUUUUUUCUCUCUCUCUCUCUUCCUUUCUCUCCCUCUCUCUCUCUUUGCCUGUAUCUUCUUAUUCUUUCCCUAUACCUUCCAAUACCUUCCCAUUAUUUCAUGCCUUUGA